AUGAAUUUGCACACAUUAUGCCUGUGCCUAUUACUAUCGGUCACUUAUAGUGUAGCUAAAGUGCAUUAUAAGGUGGCGGCGGUGGAGAAAUUGGACAACGACCUAGGUGAAGGGCCGCAUUGGGACGAGAAACAGCAAGUGCUAUGGCAUACGGAUAUCAACGAGUUCAGAGUGUGCCGCUUGAACGUGACCAGUCAGGACAGUGAGUGUCAUAAAUUGACCGAUAUCGCUACUUUUGUCCACCCGUACCCAAAUGGCGAGGACCUGUUAGUGUCUCAGCGCGAAGUGGCACCCGAACUAAAAGGCCAGGAGCGAUUCAACGAGGGCCAACCCGACAAGUCUGGCCGUAUGUGGUUGGCCACAGUGACCGACAGUCUAACUCCCGGCGAUCACUCAGUACUGCCCGGCAAAGGCAACCUCUGGACGUGGGAAUCGGGCAAAGGGUUUACCAAAGCGGCCGACAAUUUCUACCUCACAAAUGGCAUCACUUGGAGUCACGACCAGAAAAAGUUGUUUAUCAACGACUCCGAGGGCCGCAAAAUCUAUGUGUUUGACUUUGAUCUCGAUAAAGGAACAGUUUCAAACAGAAAGGUCUUGGUCGAUGCCGAGACCAACACCGAUUGGACAGUAAACGACCACCCUGAUGGCCUAACUAUAGACAUCACCGGCCACUUAUGGGCCGCCUCUUACGCCGCCGGACGGGUAGUGAAGGUCGACCCCAACACCGGCGAUGUGGUGGACACCUGUGCCAUCCCGUGCCCACUGGUCACUACACCGGUGUUUGGCGGACCCAACAUGAAUCAGAUGUUUAUCACUACUGCCUAUAAAAACUUUGGCCCCGAUCAGCACCCGGCACAUCCCACUUGUGGUAAAGUGCACAGAAUCACCUCGGACGAUACAAAUUUUGCCGCAUUCAACGCGAGCGAGUUAUCUACAAACAUCACCGCAUCUGAUCCCAUACUAGAGAUUAUACCAUUGAACAGCACCAACAGUAUCAACAGUUCACACCCUAAACCCAUACCCACCACCGCCAGCAACAAUGAAUACCAUAUACUAGUGGUGCCAAAAAACACUACAAACUCAUCACGACCAACACCACAACCACUCGCCCGACCCAACACUACGAGCACAUCUCUGACCAGCACAGGACUGAGCAACACAUCACUGGUCAGCACAACCCUAAACAGCACACCCCUGAACAGCACACCUACGGGGCCGUCAAUCCCUACCAACGCUACCCCUAUCAACACCACCACCAUAUCCUAUAGCACGGGUACCACUAACACAACCACCACCGGCACGACCAACACAACCACACUCUCGGAGCUAGCAUUUAAACGCAAGGCCUACCCGGACAGGACGCGCACAGUGAACCUAAACCAACACGAGACCAACAUGGUCGGCUCGGAGGUGACAAAAGUGAUGCAGGUGCUGAACGCCACCAUAAGCCGCGACUACGGUAGCCGUAAGACAGCCCGCGUACUGAAGGUAGAGUUGGACGAGGCGUUUAAGGACAGGAACUAUCGGUUCAGUGUUAUCAUAGCCCGCAAUGCGUCGGCACUGGUGUGUAAGCGCCUGUACGGCGUCUGGAUGUCUGUGACGGCUAAUAAUAAGCAUUAUCUACUCGUGGGCUCCUAUAAGGCCAAUAAGGCUAAGAAAUUGUCCGAGGGUCAAAUGGAUAGGAUCGAGGAUUGGACCUCGGUCUAUUUUAUUAAUUAUGAGGAUAUGCUGGAACAGCCUAGGUAUGUGUAG
Molecule: messenger RNA, 1752 nt
Organism: Medioppia subpectinata
Lineage: Eukaryota; Metazoa; Arthropoda; Arachnida; Sarcoptiformes; Oppiidae
Source: the annotation of a GenBank genome assembly